This is a messenger RNA of Melanotaenia boesemani (Boeseman's rainbowfish), 2326 nucleotides long. It is a transcript of the gene hars, whose product is annotated as histidyl-tRNA synthetase. Gene Ontology annotation, cellular component: cytoplasm; mitochondrion. Gene Ontology annotation, biological process: histidyl-tRNA aminoacylation; mitochondrial translation. Lineage: Eukaryota; Metazoa; Chordata; Actinopteri; Atheriniformes; Melanotaeniidae. Bases 396 to 1958 code for a protein of 520 amino acids. Gene Ontology annotation, molecular function: ATP binding; histidine-tRNA ligase activity; identical protein binding. The transcript has 14 exons. The record is from RefSeq and is a predicted model, not a curated record.
CAUCCAUGCUGUAGGGUCGCAGGCGGUGUGGUCGGCUGCAGAUACACCUUAAUGUAAAGCCAUGGAAGACAAGGCUCGCAUACAAGAGGCCAUUAAAAUUCAAGGUGAAGUCGUCCGGAAGUUAAAAUCCGAGAAGGCGAGCAAAGAUCAGUGACAGGGUUGCUUACCACUUUUCUCCUGUUCUUCCUGCCUGGCCCUGGAUGACCUCGCUCUGCCUUACUCUUCAUCUUCAUCGUCUACCUCGCUGCCCCUUCUGGACGUCCCUCCUUCUGUGAUUGGCUGCUGUGUCGGACCCUGGACUACACCGUACCUGUGAUGAACUCCUGAACGUCUUCUUGUUGGAUCUCUGGACUUAUUUUUUUUAUUAUUUAUGCUCCCCACGCUGUUGGACAAUCAUGCUGGCCGUGUGCUGUGUUCGUGUCUGUUCCGGGCUGGCGGCCAUGCGGACUGCAACACGGGUCCGAUCUCUGCGUGGUGUUCCUGGGAUCACCGUGGCUCAGAUUGAUGAAGAGGUAGCCAAACUGCUGGAGCUGAAGGCUCAGCUUGGAGGAGACGAUGGCAAACACCAGUUUGUCCUUAAAACAGCAAAGGGAACGAGGGACUACAGCCCCAAGCAGAUGGCCAUCAGAGAGAAAGUCUUCAACACCAUCAUCAGCUGCUUCAAACGCCACGGAGCAGAGACCAUCGACACACCGGUUUUUGAGCUAAAGGAAACAUUGACAGGAAAGUACGGAGAAGACUCCAAACUCAUCUAUGACCUGAAAGACCAAGGAGGAGAGCUGCUGUCCCUCAGAUAUGACCUCACCGUUCCCUUUGCACGCUACCUGGCCAUGAACAAGAUAACUAACAUCAAGCGUUACCACAUCGCGAAGGUCUAUCGCCGUGACAACCCAGCCAUGACCCGUGGGCGCUACAGAGAGUUUUACCAAUGUGAUUUUGACAUAGCAGGUCAGUACGAUGCCAUGAUCCCAGACGCAGAGUGUCUGAAGAUAGUCCAUGAAAUCCUCAGUGAGCUGGAGCUGGGAGACUUCCGGAUAAAGGUCAACGACAGACGCAUCCUGGAUGGGAUGUUUGCCGUGUGUGGAGUUCCAGACGACAAGUUCCGCACCAUCUGUUCAACAGUGGAUAAACUGGAUAAGUUGCCCUGGGAGGACGUGAGGAAGGAGAUGGUGAGUGAGAAGGGCUUGUCGGAGGAGGCUGCCGACCAGAUUGGGGAGUACGUCAGCAUGCAGGGGGGAAUGGACCUUGCAGAGCGCCUCCUUCAGGACCCCAGACUGUCUCAGAGCAAACAGGCCUGCGCUGGUCUGUCGGACAUCAAACUUCUCUUCAGCUACCUGCAGCUCUUCCAGGUCACAGACAAGGUGGUGUUUGACCUCAGUCUGGCCCGAGGUCUGGAUUACUACACCGGGGUCAUCUAUGAGGCAGUGCUGACUCAGGCCGGCGUGGCCCCGGUGUCCAACGAUGCCCAAAACGGGGCCAACGCAGAGGAGAGCGUCAGCGUGGGCAGCGUGGCCGGAGGGGGUCGAUACGACGGUCUGGUGGGCAUGUUCGAUCCAAAGGGCCGGAAGGUUCCGUGUGUGGGGGUCAGCAUCGGCAUCGAGAGGAUCUUCUCCAUCAUGGAGCAGAAGGCCGAGGCUGCAGCUGAGAAGGUCCGGACCACCGAGGUUCAGGUCAUGGUGGCGUCGGCUCAGAAGAACCUGCUGGAGGAGAGGCUGAAGCUCAUCACGGAGCUAUGGAACGCCGACAUUAAGGCUGAGGUGUUGUACAAGAAGAACCCUAAACUGCUGAGUCAGCUGCAGCACUGCGAGGAGUCUGGAAUCCCCAUGGUGGCCAUCCUGGGAGAACAGGAGCUGAAAGAUGGAGUGGUAAAACUCCGCAUGGUGGCCACCAGAGAGGAGGUGGACAUACCCAGAGCUGAUCUCAUCAGUGAAAUAAAGAGGAGGACCUCUGAGGUCUAACCCCCCCAUUGCCCAGCUACAGCUCCACAUGCAUCAUCUGAUUGGCUGCAGAGGCUUGUACAGAAUCCCUCCUCCUGUCAUCUGCAGAGCACGAAGGACACAAGCAGCCCUGAAAAUACUGCCUGGGGAGCGUAAACCCCUCCAGUCUGCUGCAGCAGGAAGCUACAGAGUGUGUUUCAGAUGCAGUUUACAUGAUCUGCAAUGUUCUGUCUGAAGCUGUGUAUGCUCUGCUGACAGAUCAUAUCUUCAUUAAACCCAUCAUGUCUACGCUGGUGUAGUUCAUGAAGCUGAUGUGUGCAGGACCAACCUUCUGGGUUCAUCUCCGCCUGUAUCAGACACACUGCUCAAAUAAACUCAUUCAGACCUUC